Messenger RNA from Ruditapes philippinarum (Manila clam), 2343 nucleotides. RefSeq lists its product as uncharacterized. NCBI's taxonomy places the organism in Eukaryota, Metazoa, Mollusca, Bivalvia, Venerida, Veneridae. The transcript is spliced from 4 exons. The record is from RefSeq and is a predicted model, not a curated record. Gene Ontology annotation, cellular component: membrane. Bases 1028 to 2281 code for a protein of 417 amino acids.
CAUGAAGAUUUAUUUUGCGACACUCAGUUGGUUAUUUGUUCCAUGUAUGUUUAAAGAUUUCAUAACAAACAAAUCUAUAGAUUUUUUACGGCUCAUAAAUUUAAGAUUAGACAAACUUCGCAAAGAAAAAACAAUACGAAUGGCUAUUUUAUGGACGUCUUUGCGUGAAUUAUUGCUGAUUGGAUUUCUUUUAAGAAUAUUUGGAAUAAUUGCAUUUAUUUGUGAUCAUUAAAAGGAUAUGCUUUAAGACCUGUCGGCAGAUAUUAGAAUAAUAUCGGAUUAGAUGCGCUGAAGUCUCCGGCGUACAAAAAAUUAAUAAAAACAUAGGAGAUCAAUAAAUGAUACUAAUGCAAUUAUCAGUGAUGAAAGGACGGGUGUUACGAACUGGAAUACCUUAGCUAUUUUAUUUUAUAUGAAUAUACUAGUGAAAAUACUAUUUAAGUACUUGGGAGUUUAAGGAACUUCUUGAUUAAAAUAAUUAUACUUUUAACCUUAUUUUCUUUGUGACCAGUAUGUGUACGGCAUAUAAGCGGACAUUUUAAUAUGUUAUAAUUACGUCACUUAUCAAGGUUAAUAUUUAAAGAAUGUCGGUGCCUGAAAGGUUGUUUGAGUGUAUUCUGUUCUGUUCUGAUUUGAAACACUAUAUUAAUAUUAAUAUGAUAGGAAAGAUAUAAGCGAAAAUUCUCCAAAUAUAAGUAUGAGGGAUGGCACUUGCAGAAAAUUAAACUGUCCUUAGAACCGGAUAGUCCGUAAAUAUGUGGCAUUUUAAGUUGUCAAUGUGUUUUUUUGAAUGAAAUAAUUUUAUAAAAAAUUUGGAAUAAAAUAUAUUGCUGAAUCUCGAUACUGAAAUACUUUAUUUGACACUUUGUUGCAUGUGACACACGUUAUUUUGUAUACUGUGAAACUAAUGUCAGCUUGAAGUUUACUGAAGGGAACAGUGAUUUCAAGUUCACUGAAGGGAAACAGUGAACAGGUGAUCAAUCAUUUUCUGUGACACACGCGAGACUAUGGUAGCAGAUAAGAGACAAUGGUAAAAUGUUGUAGAAUAGCAUCGUGUAGAAGACUUCAUUGCUCCGACAUAGACCUUUCACAUCAGGACCCGUCCUUGUUUAUAAAGACUCGGCUUCCUGUCAACUGGAGCCCCUGGGUGGCUAUAGUUUGGAACGCUGUUUGGUUUCUUUUUUUCACCGUCAUCUUGUUUGUUGACAUAUUCUUCUAUACCGGGAAGGACCGAAACUUCUGGAUAAUUUACCUCUCUCACUGGUGUUUCAUUCUCGCAAUUGUAACAACGCUGAUGGAAGCUCUGGUCAGAAUAUAUACUGUAAAAUUGUCGUCUGGAAAAGACAAAGAUGUUUCUGAAGAAAUCAGUCGGAUGCAGAAAGUACAGUGGAUUUUGUACACCACAAAUAACGUAGUUUCUUUGUCAAUGACAAUAAUUUACUUCAGUUUGAAUGACAUUAAUAUGUCUCUGUCAAAUGUGAGCAUGCAUAUCCUUACAAGCGUUUAUGUGAUGUUGAAUACCUCAAUAGUGUCUUCUAUUCCAGUGAAAAUCUUUCACUUUUAUCAGCCAGUCGUCUUCUUUAUAUUCUACGCAAUAUUCAUAAGCAUUUAUCAACACGUUACGCCUCACGCUGGAGUACUAGUUAUAGACUGGGACAAUACUACACAAACUGCCAUUUUAUUAUCAAUCAUGAUAGUGGCAGGGCCUCCAUUUUUACACUGUUUGCUAUACUGCGCGUAUAAUUUACGAGAACAUUUAUUGAGAACGUGUUCAAGUUCCGGUAGCUCUUUACAGUUAACUUCUACAAUGCAAAGGGACAUUACUGCUACUGACGUAAUUCUCGAGGAUUCCGGAAGUCCAGAGUUUAUUGAUAUCAAACCGGAUGUGAAAGACGACAUUUUAUUAAAAUCUACCUCUAGUGCCAAUGGAGACGCUUUUCAACACUUAAACGGACGGCUGAAUAAAAGUGAAACAGACCUUAGGGAUUAUAGAUUAAGAAACGGACUUUAUUGUGAAUUUGCUAGAUCUAGUCUUAUAUUACACACCAGAAAUAAAUCAGCAAGUGAUAUAUUUGGAGAGGAUAGUGACUUGGAUAGCAGUCGGACGAAAACGCCGGAACGUAAAGGAAGUAAAAUAAUUGUUGUUAAAAAGUGUGAAACAUGUACGGAUGAUGAUAUUGACGAUGAUGAAAAUAAUUCAAAAUUAUCCGACUGUGAUUCAAGUGCCUCCUCUGAUUAUUUAAGUCAAUACUUUACAGAAGACAUAUUAGCUUAUUUAUAACAUAUACUGAUGUCCUAACAUAUUCAUUUUUUAUUCUAAUCUUAAUAAAUGUGUAAUAAUUC